Molecule: messenger RNA, 5485 nt
Organism: Tachyglossus aculeatus (Australian echidna)
Lineage: Eukaryota; Metazoa; Chordata; Mammalia; Monotremata; Tachyglossidae
Gene: NHSL3
Product: KIAA1522 ortholog
Exons: 7
Coding region: 71-3283 (1070 amino acids)
Biological process (GO): cell differentiation
Source: RefSeq, a predicted model, not a curated record
CCGCAGUAUCCCGCACAGAGCCAGUUGCCCGGUGGGCAGGCCCCCCGCCAUGUAGCGGCCCGCACCCACCAUGGGCAACACGCAUCACAAGAGGAGACCCCCGGGGGGCAAGCCCCGGCCGUUCUGGCACUUCCGACGGCCUGGGAAGCUGAGGGCAGGUUCUGCCAAGUCCGAGAACAAGCAGCGGCUCAGUGUGUCCGGCCCGUCGGGGGACGAGCUCCAGGACAAUGUCUUCUUCCCCAGCAGCCGUCCACCCCACCUGGAAGAACUGCACAUCCAGGCCCAAGAAGGUCUUCGCUCUCUGCAACACCAAGAAAAACAGAAGCAGAACAAGGGUGGCUGGGAGCGCGGAGACACGGAGAACAUCCAGUUUUCUCAGGUGGGCCCCGAGGACGACAACAUCUCCUUCUGCAGCCAGAGCACGUCCUGCACCACCGACACCACCUCCGAGGAUGCCCUCUCCAUCCGCUCCGAGAUGAUCCAACGCAAAGGCUCCACCUUCCGGCCCCACGACUCGUUCCCCAAAUCGUCGGGGAAGUCCGGGGGUCGGCGUCGGCGGGAGCGGAGGAGCACGGUGAUGGGGCUGCCCCAGCACGUGCAGAGUGAGCUGGGCUGGAGGAACGCCCGGGACCCCCGGCCAGAGGAGCGGCCCCCGCCCGGCUCGCCCCGGCCCCCGCGCCCGGCCAACGGGCAGGCCGAGGGCGAGGCCGUGCGCAUCCCCACGGUGGACGGCCGGCCGGCGGCGCCGGGGGGCGGGGGGCCCGGGGCCCGGGUGUCCCUGCAGGCGCUGGAGGUCGGCGGGGAGUCGGAGGCGGCCCUGCAGCGCCACAUCGAGCGGCUCUACUACGACGACAGCCUCGUGGGACGCCAGACGGCGGCCAAGCUGUCCCCCCAGGUCCGGCCCAAGUCGCUGGCCGUGCCCGGGCUGACCACGGCCGGGGCCGGGCCCCUGGGGCCCCCGAGCCCGGCCAUGUCCAUCUCGCCCCAGGGCACCUACCUGUCCAAGAUCAUCCCCAACGCGGUGCUUCCCCCGACGGUGGACGUGGUGGCCCUGAGCCGCUGCAGCGUGCGCACCCUCAGCCGCUGCAGCCUGGUCUCCAGCCCGGCCUCCGUCCACUCCAUCUCCCGCUUCUCCGCCCUCGGGCCCCGCAGCCGCCGGGCCUCCUCCUCCAGCGACAACUGGAGCCACUCGCAGUCGACGGAGACCAUCGUGUCCGACGGCUCGACCCUCUCCUCCCGCGGGGGCUCGGAGGGCCGGGGCGAGGGGCCGCCCGGGCAGGCCGGGGCGGGGGCGGAGGAGGCCGAGGAGGCCGGGAGCACGGACCGGGGCGCUCUCUGCAGCGGGGCCGGUGGGCCUCUCGGCUCCCGGGCCGACGGGCGGGCGUCGCCCGGCUAUGGCGGUGGCGGCAGCGCGGCGGAUGGCUCGGACACGGCCAGCAUCCAGAGCGGCCACUCCUCAGCCCGCAGCGUGUCCUUACGCAAGCUGAAGCGUGCGCCCGCCCCGCCCCGCCGGACCUACUCCCUGUACCAGCGGGACGCCGUGCCCGACGGGGCCCUGGGGCUGCCCCCCAAGCCCGAGCGGAAGGGCCAGCAGCCGCAGAGGGGCCCGAUGCCGGGGGAGGCUGCCGCGGGGACGGGCCCCCCGGCCCCUGGCCUGUCUCCUGCCGGCUCCCGGCGCCCUCCCGGCUCCCCUGAGCGCACCCUGUCCCCUUCCAGCGGCUACUCCAGCCAGAGCGGCACCCCCACUCUGCCCCCCAAGGGGUUGGCGGCUCCAGGGGCCUCUCCGGGCAAGAGGCGGCCCCAGCCCCAGAAGCCCGAGCGGGUGUGCUCCUUACGGUCCCCCGGGCCGUCCGUCUCCUCGUCCCUCACCUCCCUGAGCUCCUCCUCCUCCUCUGACCCAGCACCCCCAGACGGAGGUGCUGCCCCUGACCCACCUGGCCCCCCGCGGGUCUCUGCCAGCCCCGCCUCCCAGUUUGUCAUCCCCCCGCACCCCAAGGUCCCGGCCCCCUUCUCUCCGCCUCCUUCCAAGCCCAAGAGCUCGGAUCCCGCUGGCUCCACUCCAGGUCCGACUCCUCCGGCGGUCCUGGCCUCUGCCCCUGAUCCCGUCCCCCCGCCUCAGGGGUCACCGGCUCCCAGCAGAGCCACAGGGGCUCCCCCGGAGACCCCCAAGGGUGCAUCUCCCCCACCCUCCCCCCCACCGUCGUACCACCCGCCCCCUCCGCCUGCCAAGAAGACCGAGGGGGCAGCGGCUGGCCCUCCUCCGGCCCCCCUGGAGGUGAACGGGGAGCUCCCCCAGGACCCCAGUUGGCCCCCUCCUCCUCCCCCGGCCCCCGACGAGCAAGACCUGACCAUGGCGGACUUCCCUCCACCGGACGAGGCCUAUUUCUCAGCCCUGCCCCUCCCGCCGGCCGAGGUGCUGGGGCCCACAGUGCCUGAACCCCCCGCGGCCCCCGAGCCCAGGACCGCCUCGCGCUCCUUCUCCGCCACCGUCUCGUCCCGGACCCAGCCCCGGGGGUCCCCCGACCCGGCAGCCCCCGAGCCCCCGGCGGCCCCGCAGCUCUCGGCGGGCGGACCCCGGGCCGAGGCCAGCAAGGAGGCCGGGGGCCGUGGCAAGGGGGGCCCGGCGCCCAAGGAGGAUGCCAGCCUGCCCAUCGUCACGCCUUCCCUGCUGCAGAUGGUGCGGCUGCGCUCGGUGGCCGUCGAGCCCCCGGGCCCCGAGGGGCGGAGCCCGCCGCCCUCAGUGCCCACCCAGGGGCAGCCGGCCCCUCAGAAGCCCCUGCGAAAGGCGUUGUCCAUCCGGGGCUGCCCGCCCUCACAGGACCCGGUGCCUUCCAACCCACUCCACGCUGCCGUGCGCCUCAAGGCCUCCGGCCUGUCUCCCGGCGAGGCGCCCCGGGCCAACGGGCAGCAGCCGCCGCUGCCGGGGCCGGCGACCACGGGGUCCGAGGCGGAGGCCUCCCCGCCGCCCAAGUCUCAGGCCACCACCGCCAGCUUCAUCUUCGCCAAAGGGGCCAAGAAGCUGCCGGGGGAGCCAACCCAGACCCAAGCCCAGGCCCAAGUUCAAGUCCAGGCCCAGACCCAAGCCGACCUUCAGCGCCAUUUGGUGGCCGAGCUACGGAGCUUCUCCGAGCGCCGCCCCUCGCCGCAGAGGAAGCCCAGCAAGGUCGCCCCGCCUGUGGCCCGCAAGCCCUCGGCCGGGGGCUCCCCCAGCCCCUCGUCGGGCCCCGGGCCCCAGGCCUCCCCGCCCAACGGGGACGGGCCCCCCCGGACAGGUCAGGACUAAGCCGGAGGUGGCGGAGAACGGCGACGCCGUGCAGCCGGGCGGCCCUCCCGUGCCAGACAAAUGGAAAAGGGCCGCCUGACCGCCCGACGCUGGUACCGCUGACCCAUCGCAGGAACACAAUCUCUCUCAGGGACCUACGCAGGUCAAAGGAUGAGGGGAGAACUGGACACUUUCAACAAUAAUAAAGAGGAAGAAGACUCCAGCCUUAGCCUCCGACGGCCUUCGAUAUUUAUGCAAACACGGUGUCGGUUUCCCCUUCUGAAAUAAUGCAGCUUUCUUUUGUACGGACUCCAAGCCCGGAACCCCCUGCCCGCUUAGGGGGGCUCCUGCGACCUCAGCCCUGGACGCUCGAUUUGCUGAUUUUGGCGGCCGAGGCGGGAGCGUUCCCGCGGGCGGAGAUACUCCAGCGCGGGUACAGCCGGCCCUGCCUCCAGAACGCCAUUCCGUGUGGGGUUUGUUUUCUCUUUUUCGCCCCCCUUUUUCUUGAGAAAUGUUUUUUUUUUCUUUCUGAUGUUUGAGAGAAUGAGCUCUGUAAUCAUGCACAUACCAAUAGUCCAGAAUCAAAGCACUUUUCAAAGCCAACUGCACCGGCCCCAGGAGGGCCUUUUCUGGACACCCGCCCCUAGGUCCUACCUGAUGCCAUCUCGCUGGGGCCCGGGCCUCGUCCUGGCCCACUCCCCUGGAUGGGCUUGUUUACACGCUCUGGCGUGGGAUCCAGAGCGGCCUCCUUCAUCCUGGCUCGACGGGUCGGCCGGUGUCCUUGUGGACCUUGGGGGAGACUUGGCUGGACGGAGGGUGGGUGCCGUGCUGGCAGCUGCAGGAAGAAAAGGGUAUGUGGGACCCAAAGCACAAAAGGUGUGGGAAGGGGAGUAACCCUUGCCAUGCCUCACCUCUCCACGAGCCACCCUGCUGUUUCUCAGCUGUCAGUCCCACAGUGAUGGAGCCCCGCGUGGCGUGUGGUGGGGAGGGUGGGCUCACUCAGCCUUUCUGUGGGCUGGGGUUGAGAGGCAGAGAAGGGAAGGUUUGGAGGCAGAUCUAGAGGGAAGGGGCCAGGACUUUGGGGGAGACACCUGAGAGGGCAGGUUGUUUCCCCCACCCCCGCCCCCGGCCCCCAAGGUUGCCAGGAGCGUUUUUCCAGCCCCCACCCAUCCUUCAGGCCACAGCUUAUCAGGGCAAUGGCCCCCACCUCCUAGGGGAGAGUGGGAUGGAGGAAGAAGGGAAGGCCUUGCGUUGAAGCUGGGAAGUGGGGGGGGCAGUCUAGUGUGACUAAACUCAUCCCCCCUGGCUCAACCCCUGGGGCAGUGUUGAAGCCGUUUGAAGCACAUGUGGGAGUCUGGAAUGAUGCUGAUUGAUGCCUCAGUGGGGAAAUGAAAGUCUGAACCCCCCAGGUCUGGUGUUGAAUGGGAGGGAGGAUGCACAGAGAGGGGCUUAAAACCCCAAACAGCCCAGCUCAUUCAUUAGCAGUGGACCAGGCUCCUCCCCGCCGAGACACUCCAACGCUUGACCCUAUAUCCAAUUACUGAGUGAGGGCAAGCUUCGGUCCAAGCCUUUCGGGGGGGCUCUAAGAAUGUCUCCCCAAGCGCUCCUGAGCUGCAAACCAAUGUCCUUUCUAUUCUGUGAGCAUCUCACUGCUUGUCGGCAGGUACCAGGGGCAGAACUAGCCUGGGCCCUGCUGGAACAGAAGUAACCACUGCUGUGUGCACUGCCCUGGUCCCCCCAUCCUAGUUGUGGUAGGAUGGGGGGAACCCCUCCCAAGGGGCACCCUGUUCCCCCCUACUCACCCAUUCCUCUUUCUGUUACUUGAGCCACGGACCCUCGGCCAGGGGCACCUCUGAGCACAUCGGGUGGCUUCGCCUCUCCUGGCUUGGAUGGGGACAAGGUGGUUGGGGAAGGGUGGGGAAAGACGUCUCCGCUUUCCCCUCCUGUGGAACCAAGCUGGAUAUAGCACUAUCCAAGAGACCAAAAGCCUCUGAUUUUUAUGUCUAUUUCUUGUUCUGUAGAAAAGUUAGAUAUAAAGAUAUAUAUACAUACAUAUAUAUAUAUUUCUUUAAACUUUGGGUCAUGCUUUGAUUUGAUUGUAAAAAACACAAACAACAAAACACCACCAUAAAACGAAGCCCAUCUGCCUUGAAAACCUUCCAGACUAAAUGAAAAUACUGUAUGUGUCUCAUUUCAAAGAUGUUAAAGAUUCUAUGAUUAAGA